CCUCAAUAUUUUGCUCUCAGUAUUUCAUCGGCACUCCAUUAUAUAUAUCUCUUUCUUCUGCUGCGGCAACGGAAGCUAUAGGUUUCAGAUGAACGAGUAGUUUUGAAAGCAAAUAUGAAUAAGGAUUUCAUGGCUGAAGAUGUUGACAAUGACAUGGAGGAAGAAGGAGGAGGAGAAGAAGAAGAAGAGGGUGCUGUUUAUCAUGGUGUUCAAGAUGAUGAAAAGAAGAAGAAAGCAUCUGGAAGGAGAGGGUCUAGCGGUGGUGUUGGUGGGGUGUUGCCACCUUCUUGUCAAGUGGAAAAAUGUGGGGUCGAUUUAUCGGUGGCCAAGAGAUACCACCGGCGCCAUAAGGUGUGUGAGAUUCAUGCUAAGGCGCCGGUUGUGGUUGUUGCUGGGAUCAGGCAACGAUUCUGUCAGCAAUGCAGCAGGUUCCAUGAGCUAUCAGAGUUUGAUGAAGCAAAAAGGAGCUGCCGUAGUCGUUUGGCCGGACACAACGAACGGCGUAGGAAGAGCUCAGCUGAAUCAUCCGCAGAAGGAUCAAGUCGCAAGGGAACAAGUCCACAGUUAAAAGAGGGUUAUUGCAGGCAGGUUGAUGAUCAAAGAGCCAGAGUUCCAAUAACAAUCCCUGGAAAUUCCUCUUUUAAACGUUCCCAUAUCAGAUAGGGAGCUUAAGCACCAACGCUCCCUCUCUUCUGUCAACCAAUGGCUCAAGCCUUGCACUAUGUAGUAGUUACUUACAAUACUAUACUGGAGGAUUUAAUAACAAUGGCUUGUACUGGACUCUAUGCUUUCUGUACUGAUAACCCUUUUAUCUAUGGAGUUCUCUAUUGUAUCAA
Gossypium raimondii (Peruvian cotton) is the source of this 836-nucleotide messenger RNA. Its product is annotated as squamosa promoter-binding protein 1. Gene Ontology annotation, cellular component: nucleus. Gene Ontology annotation, molecular function: DNA binding. Bases 115 to 663 code for a protein of 182 amino acids. The transcript has 2 exons. NCBI's taxonomy places the organism in Eukaryota, Viridiplantae, Streptophyta, Magnoliopsida, Malvales, Malvaceae. The record is from RefSeq and is a predicted model, not a curated record.